UCUAGUCUUUUCUUAGCUUUUUUCCUCCAUCGCUUCACCUCCCUACGUCAGUCUUUUGGUUAUAGAGGUUCGUUCAUAAUACAGUGUGUGACGACAAUCAUAACCGAUGCACAAACUAAGCAUCGCAUAGUUUGAUUCGAUCAUUUAAAGUUGAUACAACUAAUUGUGUUUAGCUGGUAAUUUCAAUGGAAUGCUUUGGGAGCAAAUCAAACAACCUAAUAUAUCUAGUAGGAUAUGGAUUCACAAUAAUACUAUCGACUCCAAGUAUAGUAUUUAAUCUCUUAAUCAUGCAAAACUAAUCGGUCUUAGGUUGUAAUAGAUUAUUUGAUGAUGUUAUUAGUAUGAACGUAUGUAGCUUUGUUCCAACAUUGUUAUAAUUCUUUUAACCAACCAAUUAUUUUUGUUUCAUAUUGUUCAUAAUCAUGGUAAAAGUAUUUAUAAUAAUGUUACAGGCUUAUAAGGGUUUGUAAAGGAUAGUCGUCGACUUGGACUUAAUUAUUUUGUAUCAAUAAUUCGCUCUUAGGGCUUAGCAUAUCAAAAAAAUUAUGAAUGAAUGAUUUAGGGAAGAUCUAUUUGUUGACAUUCUAAAAAGCAUAUACACAAUGACAUCUCAAGGCUAAUCUUCCAUCACACUAAGGUAAAACUUCAAUCAAAGAAAAUGGCAUCAGCAGCAAUAAAUAAUAAAAGAAAAAACAGAAUUAAACCUUCAGGGAUUUUGAGAGGAGAUUUGCAGAUGUUAUAGUAUUUUUCAAUUAAACAGGAUAUGUCAUCCUUAGGUCAUAACAAGAUAUUGGGUUCAGUCAUCCAAAGCUCAUGCAACCACAAAAAUCUAUAAAGCCAUCCACAAAACAUGCAUGUAAGAGGGAGUAAUACAAUGUAGAAUAUUAAUAUUACACACCUUCUUACACAUGAGGAGGCCUGUGAGAGUCAGCCUUCCCAAGAUAAAAAAGGACAACUGUUGCAGUGGUAAUGAUAACAAGAUAACACCACCCCCCCAAAGGCAAAAGAAACAUGGGAGAAGGUGCCAGUCUUUGCAGAUGGAUCCUUUUGUCCUCUUGCAAUCCUUCCUAAGCUGUAGCUUCUUUUUACAAAGCACUAAAUUAAACCACUUUAUCUCACUGUAUUUCAAAUGCUGCUACCAUCCUUAUCCUAAUGAUGAGAUAUAUUUGUCUUGGCAACAAGGAAACAUUUCCCUUAGCUUUUCUUUUGGAGCUUCCAACCCCAUUCUAGAGUAAUAAUAUGCAUACCUUCCCAAGCCCUUCUUUCCCAAUUUUCUACUCUAUUUUAUCCUUUCUCUCCCUCUGCGAAGGGGACUGAGGAGUUCCCAGAGCGUGGUGGCUGUGGAGGAACUCUCGGAUAAACAAAUAAGUUGAGGCGUAUGAGCAUAGAUACUGUUACAGAGGCAUCUGAGCAGGUGAAGCCAAGUGUUGGGGUGUGGGUUUGAGCUUUAAGAUUCGAUCCAAUGCCGAGAUCAAGAGGGUCGUCAGAUGCGCCGCAGAGGCAGUCGCCGCGGGCGCCGCUCCACCUGAGGGCCACCGCCUGCUCCGAGGCCAACAGCGUGCACCACCGCCCCGUGGCCGCCGACCGCAGCCCCAGGGUGUCCCCUCGUGGUGUCUUACAAGAGCAGAGGAAGCGGGGCACGAGGGUAACCGACCUGGAGACCAAGCUGAAGAAGGCGCAGGAGGAGCUCAAGCGGCUGAGAGACCAGGUGGCCUCGGCGGAAGCCGCGAAGACCGAGGCGGAGCAAGCUCUCGUGAAGGCCAAGAAGCGGAUCACGGCCACAUCCCCGACGGCGAAAGGAGAAGACGUCAAGCGUCAUGUUCCUCAGGAGUCUCGAAAGGAGGGCGGUCCACCGCAGGAGAACAAGUCCGAGGAGGAGAGCGUCACUUCUCCCGCGACGAUGGAUGUCUUCGAAGUAGUAGUGCCGACUGAGCCCAUCCACAGAGAGAACGAAGACGUCAGCAUGCAGAAGAAAGAAGAGAGUGCGGUGGAGAGGGAAAAGGAGGAGACAAAGGCAAUGAUCAGCGAUGCAGUAGUUGCUGAGACAGAGGAGAAAAAGAAGGAAGAAGAGGAAGACAAGAGAGAGCCGGUGGUGAUACCUGAUAGCCCACAGGUGGACGCUCUCAAGGCCAAGCUCUCGGAGAAGGAGAAGGAAGUGGAGAUACUCCUCGAGGAGAACGUCAUCUUCAAGACCAGAGCCGACGAGGAAGCGAGGCAGAUCGCAGACGCUGCUCGGGCCAAGGAAGAAGAGCUGACGGCGAGGCUGAACUCCACGGAGGAAGAGCUCAAAGAAAGCAGAGCUAAAGCGGGUCGCCUGGCGGAGCAGCUGGAGGCAGCAGAAGGCGCGAAGGCGGCGUUAGAGGCGGAGAUGAAGCGGCUGAGGGUGCAGACAGAGCAAUGGCGGAAGGCGGCAGAGGCCGCUGCCGCGGUACUGGCAACGGGGGACGCAACGGCCGAGGACACGACGGGGAGAAGGGUGGCGGAGCGGUGUGGGUCGAUGGACAAGCACCUCGGCUGGGGGUCGCCGCUGGUGGCCGGGGACAUGGACGAAGACGGCAGCGGGAGGAGAAAGAGCGCCGGGAUUCGAGUGCUCGGGGAGCUGUGGAAGAAGAAGGGUCAGCGGAAAUGAGCUGAUCGAAACAGAGGAAGGAGGUGAGUAGCUCAUCCUCAUCCGUCCCUCGUUAUGCUUACUCUGUUCGAUUAUUACUACUGUUGUAGUUGUCGGUAAUAGGCAAUCUUUUGGUCUCUGCAUCUCUCUGCUUUGGAUUUGAAUCAUAAACGGAGGGAAGUUGUAUGAGUUCUUCUCGGUAGACAUGGGAGUUUUUUUUGGCUCACUGUUUUAGCACACAAAUCAUUGGCUAUGUAACUUUUAAUCAUGUUAGAUUAGGUUUAAAUAUCAACAUUCUUGGUUUAAGCACGAGUAAUUAUCCUUCCCCAUUUUAAUUACGUUGCUAAA
Musa acuminata AAA Group (dessert banana) is the source of this 2956-nucleotide messenger RNA. RefSeq names its product interactor of constitutive active ROPs 4-like. The coding region runs from base 1463 to 2629 and encodes 388 amino acids. The transcript is spliced from 4 exons. The record is from RefSeq and is a predicted model, not a curated record. Lineage: Eukaryota; Viridiplantae; Streptophyta; Magnoliopsida; Zingiberales; Musaceae.